Vicia villosa (hairy vetch) is the source of this 1005-nucleotide messenger RNA. RefSeq lists its product as uncharacterized. Gene Ontology annotation, molecular function: DNA helicase activity. The transcript has 3 exons. The coding region runs from base 1 to 1005 and encodes 334 amino acids. Lineage: Eukaryota; Viridiplantae; Streptophyta; Magnoliopsida; Fabales; Fabaceae. Gene Ontology annotation, biological process: telomere maintenance; DNA repair. The record is from RefSeq and is a predicted model, not a curated record.
AUGGGAUUUUUACAAGAUGAUCGUGAAUUUGUCGAGGCAAUCAAAGAGGCGCAUCUUUGGGGGUCGGGUCCUUUUUUACGCAAACUAUUUGUGACACUGUUACUUUCGGCAUCCAUGAAUAGACCUGAACAUGUUUGGAGAAAGACUUGGAGAUAUUUAUCGGAUGGCAUUCUUUAUGAUCAACGGUUAUUGGCAAGAGAUCAAGGUUUGACAAUGAGCGAUGCCGAACUAAAGGAACGGACACUGAUGGUUAUUGAAAUACUAUUGCAAAAUAAUAAUCGUAGUUUAAAGGACUUCAAACCAAUGCCGAUCCCAAAAGAGGAUGUCGUUUUCUUUACUGGAAACAUAUUACUUUAUGAUGAAUGUCAAUAUGAUGUUGUUGAACAACAACAAAUUUUUGAACAUUUGUCUGCUUCUCUUACAGAGAAGCAACAAGGUGGUGUUUUUUUUCUGUAUGGCUACGGUGGGACUGGUAAGACCUUUAUGUGGAAAACUUUAUCAGCAGCACUUAGGUCUAAGAAAAAAAUUGUCUUGCCUGUUGCUUCAAGUGGGAUUGCAAGUUUGUUGUUACCAGGUGGAAGAACAGCUCAUUCUAGAUUUAAGAUUCCAGUUCCUACUCUAGAAAAUUCUAUUUGCAACAUUGAAAAACAAGAUGAUCUUGCUGAGCUUCUAAAGAUGACAGAUUUAGUUAUAUGGGAUGAGACUCCUAUGGCUAAUAAAUUUUGCUUUGAAUCUCUCGACAAAUCCUUGAGAGAUAUUAUGAGUGGAAUCCCACAUGCAUCUAGGAAAGUUUUUGGUGGUAAGGUUGUUGUGUUUGGUGGUGACUUCAGACAAAUUCUCCCAGUUAUACCAAGAGGAACUAGAUCAGACAUUAUCCAUGCAACCAUAAAUGCUUCUUAUAUUUGGGAUCAUUGUAAGGUCUUGAGGCUUACAAAGAACAUGCGCUUGCAAACUGGUGAUAAUGCUUCUUCUACAGCUGAUGACAUAAGGAGCUUUUCUGAGUAG